AUGCGCCUUUUGAAAUUUGACAGCCGUGGCGAGCUGAGCCUGACCAAGGACUUGACUGAGGAUAUACCGAGCUAUGCGAUACUUUCGCAUACUUGGGGAGCGGAUGAUGAGGAGGUUACUUUCGACGAUCUGAAAAUUGGGUCCAGCAGAAACAAGGCUGGGUAUGCGAAGAUUCUGUUCUGUGGGAAACAAGCCAACAAGGACGGUCUACAAUAUUUUUGGGUGGACACAUGCUGCAUCGAUAAGGCAAACCACACUGCGCUCUCAGAAGCCAUCGCCUCGAUGUUCCGCUGGUACCGUGAUGCGGUAAAGUGCUACGUGUACCUCUCAGACGUUUCGGCACGCAGCGACAAUAACCAGACUCAGUGGACGUGGGAAUCAGCCUUUCGGAAAAGUAGAUGGUUCACGCGAGGCUGGACUCUUCAAGAACUAAUUGCUCCGACGUCGGUCGAGUUCUUUUCACGAGAAGGAGAGCGCCUAGGCAAUAAGAAUACGCUCGAGCGGCAGAUUCAGGAGGCCACGGAUAUUCCUGUUACGGCUUUCCGCGGCACUCCUUUGUCUGAUUUCAGCGUGGAUGAGCGAAUGCGAUGGGCCGCGAGACGCGACACCAAAAAGAAAGAGGAUCGGGCGUACUGUCUCUUGGGGAUUUUUAACGUCUUUAUACCUUUAAUAUACGGCGAGGGAGAGUACGCGUUUGUUCGGCUAAAAGAGGCGAUUGAUAAGUCUUCAAGGACAAAGCCACGAGCUUGUCCUCCUCCCUCGGCCGUCAUCCCCUUUCGCCGUGACCGCGAUUUCGUCGAACGCGAAGUCCUCGGUGACAUCUGGCAACGAGCCUUCGAACCGGCGGCGCGGGUUGGACUCGUGGGACUUGGAGGAGUCGGAAAGACGCAGCUCGCCAUCGAGUAUGCGCACCGAGUCCGAGAAGCUGAUCCUGCAAAAUGGGUGUUUUGGGUGCACGCCAGCAAUGCCGCACGAUUUGAAGAGAGUUACCAAAAGAUUGCGGAGCGCCUACAGUUAACCGGAUGGAACGAAGUGAAAGCGGACAUUCUGGCAAUGGUGCACGGAUGGCUGUCAAACGAGGCGAACGGUCAAUGGGCGAUGGUGGUGGACAAUGCGGACAACCCCGACGUGAUGUUUAAGCCACGGGAUGGCCUGGGCCGUGGUCAAUUACCGCUACAAAUUACCUCAUCGUCGACGGGGCAUUCGCUGUCGGACUAUCUUCCGUCGUCGGCGAAUGGAUCUAUUGUGAUUACCACCCGCAGUCGGAGAGUCGUGGAGGGACUGAUCGAAUACGAGGAAGACAUCCUCGAUGUCACAACCAUGGCGAGAGAGGAGGCGGUGACUCUUCUCAGGAAGAAGCUCAAGAAGUAUGAAGGGGACGACCGCACUUCGAACGACUUGGUGGACCUCGUCCAACAAUUAGAUUAUUUACCGCUGGCUAUUACCCAAGCAGCCGCGUAUAUCAAUCAACGUGCCCCCCGCAUGACAGUGGUAAAAUACCUCGACAUGUUGGAGAGAUGCGACGGCGAACGGACCAAACUGUUACAGACAGACAUUCGUGAUCCCCGGCGGGAUGGUCAGGUGUCGAACUCGAUCAUCACGACAUGGCACAUUUCAUUCGAGUAUCUCCGGCAAAUGCGCGUCUCGGCAGCGCGGCUUCUGGCGCUCAUGAGUCUCUUUGAUCGCGAAGGGAUUCCCGAAAACCUCCUUCGAGAUCGGUAUUUCGAUGAUCAAGACUGUGAAACGGAUUUUGAGGAAGACAUCGCAACAUUGAAAGCGUACCGCUUGAUUGGCAUCGGAAUCACCGACGACCUGUUUGACAUGCACCGACUCGUACAGCUUUCGAUGAGAAAUUGGCUGGACGUUCACAACGAACUCUCAAAGUGGCAAGCACGAUAUGUUGAUAUUUUGGGGGAGGCCUUUCCGACGGGAGACUAUGCCAAUUGGCCCACGUGUCAGGUGCUAUUCCCACAUGUCGAAGCUAUGGCAUCGUAUCGGCCGAUGAGUAAGGAGCAUCGUCUCGCAUGGGCGACUAUUCAGUACAAUGGAGCGUGGUAUGCUGAAGCGAGUGGGCGGUACGGGGUAGCGGAGAAGAUGGCUCGAGCGAGCUUGGAGGUUCGAGGAGUGAUACUCGGCCUGGAUAAUGCUCGAACUUUGGCCAGUAUGGAUAAUCUGGCGUCAGUGCUACAAGAUCAAGGGAAGUACGAGGAGGCGGAAGGGAUGAAUCGACGGGCAUUGUCGGGGAGGGAGAAGGUGCUGGGGAUGGACCAUCCCGACACGUUGACGAGUUACGAGGAGGCGGAAGGGAUGAAUCGACGGGCAUUGUCGGGGAGGGAGAAGGUGCUGGGGAUGGACCAUCCCGACACGUUGACGAGUGUGAGCAAUCUGGCAUCAGUGCUACAAGAUCAAGGGAAGUACGAGGAGGCGGAAGGGAUGAAUCGACGGGCACUGUCGGGGAGGGAGAAGGUGCUUGGAGUGGACCAUCCCGACACGUUGACGAGCGUACAUGGUCUGGCCUAUUUGUUCGAUGCAAAGAAGAAUUUUCAGGAGGCCCUGAAUCUUUACCAGCGUGCCAUUGCGGGCUACGACAGGGUUCUUGGGGCGCACCAUCCGACCACCACUGCUUGUAAAGAGCACUUAUCGUCACUAUUGAUGAAGAUGGAUCGCGAUCUGGGAGGUUCUCUUAGCGAGGUGAAUGGUUAA
Messenger RNA from Rhinocladiella mackenziei CBS 650.93, 2703 nucleotides. RefSeq lists its product as uncharacterized. The coding region runs from base 1 to 2703 and encodes 900 amino acids. NCBI's taxonomy places the organism in Eukaryota, Fungi, Ascomycota, Eurotiomycetes, Chaetothyriales, Herpotrichiellaceae. The transcript has 3 exons. Gene Ontology annotation, molecular function: protein binding. The record is from RefSeq and is a predicted model, not a curated record.